AUAAACUAUGGUAGACUUACUUAAUAAUUUUAAAAAUGGCGUCAAAGAAUAAAACAGAUCCAGUGGCCAGCAACACUUCUACAGAUUCAGAAUCUACCAAUACCUCAUACGAGGAUCGUGCACCCCACAGCACUGACUCUGGAGGGAAUGAAAUCACUGCAGACAGAAGCUCUGAGUUACCUUAUACUUCUGAUUGCCCGGGCUCGAGUCGACUUGAUGCUGAUGACAUCAGUACUUGCUCGAGUGCUUCCUCCUCUACACUGGCGCCUAUUGUCAGCAAGAGAUUUCCUGUGCGUCCUGGGAUUAGCUGGAGGAAAGGCGAGCGUCUUGAGGCCAUGGAUUUCAGCUCAAAAUGGUACUCCGCUAAGAUUGUAGAGAUUGACGAGGAGGAGAGAAUGGUGAUGAUUCACUUUGAUGGCUGGAACCAGCGCUACGACGAGUGGAUAGAGAUGGACUCGGAGAAACUCAGGCCAAAAACUCGGCACUCAACUCGGAAGGGGAGACCCAAGCAAUCAGGUUAUAAGGUGGGUGACCAUGUGUAUGCCAAAUGGACAGACUGCAAGAUGUACCCCGGCAAAGUAACAGCUGUUAACACAGAUGGUUCCUUUGAUAUCCUUUUUUACGAUGGCUUCAAGAAGACAGUACAGGGAAUCAAUAUUAAGAUGAUGCCCAAAGAGGCACAGCAGCAGGUAUCGAAUUUACACAAUAGUAAAAUAGAGAUUGUACAUGUUCUACCCAAGGACGAAAGGAAGAGAUCGAUGGAUGACGAUAUAGGUGAGGAAACUGCCUUACCUAAUAAGAGAAGGAGUUCCUCUAUCUACUCAAGGAGGGAGAGAGACAGCAUAGACAAAGCAUCAAAAGUUGCUGAGUCUGCUGGCAAAGUAACAGAGAGAGCAAGAAGUACCUCCAGUGAUGAGGGGAAAAGACGGAGAGCCAGUAAUGACCGCCGGCGUUCCAAGGGCAGUGCAAAGAAACUGAUUGUGGCAGGGUCUCUAUUCAAAAAACGGGAUCGGUCGACUUCAUCAGAGAGAUCCAAGGCUGGCAGUCAGUCCAGUAAGGAACCGACGUCUGAUAGCCUCACAGGAAGUGUAGAGGAGCAGUCCACUGCUAAAACAGGGGGAUUAAUAGAACAGCCUCCAUCAGAAAUUAUCACACAGACAGAGACACCAUCAGAAGAGAUAGCUCAAGUACAGGCAAAAGAGCCUGUCUCUGACAAAAAGGACCCUGAAGCUCCGUCACCAACUCUUGCUUCAACCACCUCUGUAAAGACCCCUGACCUGACCCCCAGCCCUGGGGGAGCUUCUGUACCCAGUGGGUCUGUUCCUGUGUGUAUGUCUGCCCCAGGGACACCUAUGACGACCCCCCUGUCCUCAAUGCCCCCUUCCCCUGCCAGCACUCUCUCAGCAGUUUCAUCCUCUCCCUCUACUCCAAAGCAGUCCCCAGGUCUGAAAUCUGAUGCCCCUUCCUCUGGCCCUACUCUGGAACCUAUCACCCCCAUACUGCCACCCAAAGGCAAAAAAGAAAAGAAGAGCCGUAAGCAGUCUUUUUCCCCUGUUGGUCUCUCGGAUGCAGGAGAAAAUUCGGCAAGGAAGAGGAGUAAGUCCACAGAGAAGGGAGCUAAAUCUGAACAGCCUCAGUCGUCUAGGAAACGGAGCAAGUCCAUCAAUGAGAAAGUGAACUACAUCCUGGUCCCUGAGACUGCCCUACCACCCAAGGCCUUCGUCAUUGAGCCGGAACACAACCACUACAAGUGUACGUAUGAGAACUGUAACAAGGCCUUCCGUAAGGAGAGCCUGCUGGAAUCCCACAUCAAGUUCUACCACUCGGUGGAGGGCAAACAUCCUCAAAACCCGCCUCGAAAACGACGCAAGACCUCCAGCAUCUGUUCUACAGACUCUGACAUCUCUGUCACCACCAGACAGCGGUACCCCUCCACCAGCUCCCUGGGUCGGCCGGCAACCACUGUAGAGGGCACCACUGAGGUUGCCAUCACUGACCUGAUAGAGCAGGAGGAACAGGGCCUGACCGAUGCUGCUGCCUAUAAAUUGAGUGACAAGUCUCACACCUUUGGUCAGGAGGUCACGAUUGCCGAGGAAUCGAUGGAGAUGGAGUUUGAGGACACGCUCAGUAAGGACGAGGUCGUCAACUGUAUCUGUCGAUUUAAUGAAGAAAAUGGACUUAUGAUCCAGUGUGAUGUCUGUCUGUGCUGGCAACAUGCAGCCUGCUUUGAAAUCACAGAGGACACGUUGCCCAAAAAGUACAUCUGCUUUGUCUGUGAAAAUCCCCCAGGUAUCCGAGACAGCCGCCGGUUCAUGCAUGACCAGGAUUGGCUGAAACUGGGUCACAUGGCCCAUUUUGGGUUUUUACCCAAUCAGGAGGAGGACGAGGGUUGCUGCCGGACGGUCCAGGCCACACACGGUCUAGUCGGGGAUGUCCACAAUGUGUCAGCAGUGCUCCACGGCCUCAAACAACAGCUACAGACUGCCAGGCGGAAGGACCAGAAAGACCCAAUGCUUCAGAUGUGGCUACAGGACUUGGAUAAUGUGAACUUUGACCCCAUAGAGCAUGAGGAUGAGAGUGAAGGUGAAGAGAUGGCCAUUGAUAGGUCCAAUUCUGUUGAAAAUUCCAAACAACAGGAUAAUUCUGACUCGGAGAAAAAACCUGAGAUCGAAACAGAAACUGAAGAAAACAAAACUGAGAUUGAUGUGGGUGAUAGUACAGAUAACAACACUAUAACAAAGUCAGAGGAGGAGCAGGGAACCAGCACAAAGAUUGUGAAGGAAGGCGAACCAGAAAAGCAAGAGGCUGAAGUGGGGAAUGUGAAAGAAAUUACUGACAACUCUGAAAAAUCGACUGAUGUUCCAAAUCAAGAAAAUAAAUCUGAUCAAGAGCACUCAGAUGAAAGUGUUAAGAAUUCCGAACAGCUGACUGUUUCAAGAGAUAAUAAUUUACCUAGUGAACAAACAGAACAAAAUACUUCAAACACUGUGACCCCAAAGGAAGGUCCUGAGAAUGAUGGAGUGAACCGUGCUACGUCCAGUGGUGACAGUGGAGGACGGGCCAGAUGUCCUGAGGAUGAUGGAGACCACACAGUGAACAAUCAAACAGGAAAACCAGGUGACCAGAAAGACUCCAUGGAAACAGAGGGACUGAUUGGGCCAGACAUAGAUCUACCCCUGGAGGCAGCUCUGAGUUCAGAGGUCAGAGUGGAGGACAUGUCUGACCUUCUGGACAGUGUAGAAGUCGUUAAGGAGGAUCCAUUCAAACACUGCGAGAGAAACUUACUGGAGCACAUUCUACGCGUCCAAACAGAGAUAGAGCAGCGACUGGACCACAUCGAGGAGCAGGUCUCGGCUCUGGAGUCUGCCGAUACCAACUUCUCCCCCUCGGGAUCAUCCGAUCGGGAUCUGUUGUCCGAUGUCCCUAACCUGAAGAAGACGUUAUAUCUACUGCAGCACGACUUGGUCAGGGUCCAGAGAAUGGCCGCCUACCACAGAUAGUUGUACAGGCACUCCAGUGGUCAUCCAACCGAUUGUGAAAGAGCCACCAGAAUGUUAAUGUUAAAGUACAGAAACAUAAAGUGAUGGGGCCACCAGAAUGUUUAAAUUAAGAUACAGACCACAGAGUGGGCCACUGUUAAAGCAAAGUAGAGUACUACUUGGAGAAAUACCGGUACAUCAUUAUUUAGUAAUGGUAUUCAAAUAUCAACAGUUUUUGUGCUAAAUAAAGAAGUGAUCAAAUAUUGGAGUUGGACUCCCACAGUAAUGGUCAGUCACGGUCAAUGGAGGGGUCACAGGAUCCAGUCAGUGGAGGGGUCACAGGAUCCCGUCACGGUCAGUGGAGGGGUUAGAGGAUCAACUGUUGACCAUUACCAUAGCUCAUUGCAAUAGUCCUGCUAAAGGUCAAGAUCCCACAAAAAGGUGCACAACAGUCGAAAUCCAUGUACUACCUGUACUAGUCAAUAAAAUGAGAAAUGCCAUGUAUUCAUUCACAAAACACUGAAGACAAAUGAUUUGCUGUACAUGUAUUAAUAAGUGUAUUUAAUAUGAAAACUCAACCAGGUUGUCAAAAAGCAUUUCCUAAUGAAUAAACUAAGCAAAUGAAGUA
Magallana angulata is the source of this 4107-nucleotide messenger RNA. Its product is annotated as PHD finger protein 20-like protein 1. Lineage: Eukaryota; Metazoa; Mollusca; Bivalvia; Ostreida; Ostreidae. The record is from RefSeq and is a predicted model, not a curated record. Gene Ontology annotation, biological process: regulation of transcription by RNA polymerase II. Gene Ontology annotation, cellular component: nucleus; NSL complex. The transcript has 19 exons. The coding region runs from base 36 to 3500 and encodes 1154 amino acids.